UCAUAAUUCCACGCCCUAACGGAUACGCAGACACCAGCAGAAGCAGUCUGGGUAAUCUCAGCAGACACCUCGUCCUCCUCUCUUUCUUCUAGCCAGUGGAUACAGCAACUCUGUGCACUACACAAUCAUGUCUGACAAGCCAGACCUCACAGAAAUCGCCAAGUUUGACAAAACCAAGCUGAAGAAGACUGAGACAAAAGAGAAAAACCCUCUGCCCACCAAAGAGACUAUAGAGCAGGAGAGGAAAGGUGAUGCAACACCGUGAGCUAAGAGACAAGGAGAAGACAAGCACAAGACAUGUCCUUCUGACAUGGCAGAUAUUACAAUUCCUAUUUCUGUUUAAAGGGUGCUAUUGCCCCAUGUGAUGCAUGGUUACCAUGGCGAUUGGAGAAACUGGGGCCUAUGAAUGGGAGAGUAAUGAGGGAUGACUUGUGUCAGGGUUAAAAAUAGAUAUUUUACCUAAUUCUGUUCAGUGCAUUUUUUUUAUUA
Carassius auratus (goldfish) is the source of this 489-nucleotide messenger RNA. Its product is annotated as thymosin beta-like. Bases 128 to 265 code for a protein of 45 amino acids. Gene Ontology annotation, cellular component: cytoplasm. The record is from RefSeq and is a predicted model, not a curated record. Lineage: Eukaryota; Metazoa; Chordata; Actinopteri; Cypriniformes; Cyprinidae. The transcript has 3 exons. Gene Ontology annotation, molecular function: actin monomer binding. Gene Ontology annotation, biological process: regulation of cell migration; actin filament organization.